GGGGGGGGGGGGGGGUUACCUAGUUAAUAAUAAUAAACAACAAUAUUAAAAAGACCGCGAACAAAAAAACAAAAGGAUGUGAUCGAUGGACUGUACGGUACGGAGUAUAUGAGAGGAGGGGGGUGGGAAAAGGGGAAAUGAGGAAAUAAGUUCAACUCAACACCAUUCCAAUAGCUUACCAGGUUCUCUGGUGGAGCUUCCCGAUGAUGAUUGACUGACCGAUGGAAUUAGGAGUUCCUCAGGGCGUGUCUAUUAUUGGUGUGUACCUGAAGGGGGAAAUAUCCUCCCCCCUCCUCAUUUUCCUUCGGAGCCUCCCCAUAGUAUGUAAGUUUGGAUGGAAUGGAGCAUAGAGGGCAGAUCUCUGUGCCAAUAGUUUCUCCUCUGACGCCACUUCCGAUUUGGGUCUUUUGGAUGGUUGUAGGGAAGGUUAUAUUAAUCGACCUUCCCUGCCAGAGGGAGAGAAUUCAACCGGGAAUUCCAUCCAUGACAGCCGAUGAGAACCAUUUCUGGGACAGGGGAUAGAUGCAGGAGAAUGGACUAGACCAUUGGCGUCGUAACGAUGGGGAAACAAUAGGCAUCCAUUGCAUCCAUUUGAC
Molecule: messenger RNA, 596 nt
Organism: Aspergillus candidus
Lineage: Eukaryota; Fungi; Ascomycota; Eurotiomycetes; Eurotiales; Aspergillaceae
Exons: 1
Coding region: 340-522 (60 amino acids)
Source: RefSeq, a predicted model, not a curated record